CUCAGCGCAUAGUUACACUUCGAUGCGAGGACUCGAGUCUGUCUCCGACUUUCGCUCAUUUUCCAAUCCGAGAAAUGAUCGUGUACGCACCCAUGGACAAUGCAACUCAAUUGCUGUACGAGUACCGAGCACGCGGAGGCACAGCCAUCCACUACACCGCAGCGAUGAAGAACUACUACGCUGGAUCGGGAGACUCUGGCGAUCACCGGAGCGUCGCGCUGUUCAUUCUCGAUACGGUGAAGUUAAGGAGUAAGGACUGGUUGCAAAAUGAGCAUGUCGAUAAGUAGUUGUGUAUCAUACUACCUAAAUCCACGACGUGCUGAAAUCCACGAGGUACUUUUUACGGAGCAAAGUCAUAGAGAUCGAUGUGUGUGCGAUAUUAUCGAUUGUAUUUUUGGGAACCUCUACUUCUAACAAUCAUGGACACAAGCCGGAGUGCAAAAGGCAACGAGGGCCACAUUGAGCGGAUCUACAUGAGUGAGCCUGCACCACCAUCGGGUACUGACGUGGUGCAUUUGGCGGUGAAAGGCAGCAAUUCCUCGUGGUUUGGGAGCCUCACUCGCUCGGAUCAUUUGUUAGGCGGCAAGUUAGAUCCAGAUCUGGUUGACGGUCAUGUACAUAUUGCUGAGGACGUCGAAGGAGACUACGGAGUACACGACUGCGGAACGGGCGGACCUAGUAGUGCAGCGGCAAC
Amoebophrya sp. A25 is the source of this 694-nucleotide messenger RNA. The record is from the annotation of a GenBank genome assembly. Lineage: Eukaryota; Dinophyceae; Syndiniales; Amoebophryaceae.